Molecule: messenger RNA, 2454 nt
Organism: Chaetomium globosum CBS 148.51
Lineage: Eukaryota; Fungi; Ascomycota; Sordariomycetes; Sordariales; Chaetomiaceae
Exons: 2
Coding region: 1-2454 (817 amino acids)
Biological process (GO): mannan biosynthetic process
Cellular component (GO): Golgi apparatus
Molecular function (GO): alpha-1,2-mannosyltransferase activity
Source: RefSeq, a predicted model, not a curated record
AUGGACGCCUGGAACGUACGAGGAAGCCUCGCGUUCCUCCAACACUCGCUAAAAUCCUUCCUUCACAACGGCAAGGUGAAGCUUUUUAUCCUGGUUCUUCUUUCAUUGCUCUCCUUUACCCUCCUUGCUCAUCGCCUGUCCUUCUUUGACGACUUCUACACACGGCAUGUUCCCGCUUCCGCUCCCGCCCCCACCGCUCCCGGUCCCCAACCCGGCAAGCAUGAACCCAGUGGGUGGUGGAUCGAGUUUUUCGGCCGUCUCGAGAGCACCCGCAUAACGCUAACCCCCCUUAAGCUCCGCGGUCGUUCACUCAAUUGGAAACCCGAUGUCGACGGAACACGCCUGGACCGGCUUGAUCUCACCGAGGAGGACGAGGCCAUACUCCGCGAGUCGCAUGCUUCCUUCAUUAACCAGCUUGCCGUAUUCGCCAGCCACCUGCCCUACCAUGCCGGCACUACCGGAAUCGUAACGACAGCCGGCGAGCGCAACUUUGGGCAAGUUAUCUCGCUGGUGCUUAUGGCGCGGCGAGCGGGCUCCCGCUUGCCAAUAGAGAUUAUACUCGAUUCGUCCUCACCAUGGGUGGAUCUCGUGUGCUCUGAGACGAUGCCUCGGCUCAACGCUACCUGCGUAUCCCUCCCCGACAAGUGGACUGGUAUAGAUCUCCCCGAGAGAAAGUUGAUGCGCUUUCAGUGGAAGUACCUCUCGAUCAUCGCGUCGACCUUUCAAAACGUACUCUUCCUCGACGCCGACUGCCUUCUCGUACGGAAUCCGGAUCCCAUCUUCGACCUCGGUUCCGAACCGUUUACUUCGACUGGGUUUAUAACCUGGCCCGACUUUUGGGCGUCGACCACGGCGCCACGGUUCUACAGGAUCGCUGGCGACCUCGAGGUCCCAUCAGUAACCUCGCGGGCCACUUCGGAGAGCGGCAUGAUGGUGUACGAUAAAUCCCGCCACGCCGACACCCUCCUCCUCGCCGCCUACUACAACUAUAACGGGCCGAAGCACUAUUAUAUCAUGCUCUGCCAGCACGGUGCGGGGGAAGGCGACAAGGAAACCUAUUUCCACGCUGCGCUGGUGCUGGAAGGGCUGCGGAGCCGGGGAGUAUACAAGCAGCCGACGGCGUGGAUGAAACCCGGGGUCGGCGUCAAGAAGGGAUAUUACGACGUCAAGAAGAUGCCCCGUUCGCACGGGCGGACGGUCAACGGCAAGUGGAGGGGCAUGUUCAUGAUGCAGAUGGAUCCGAUGGUGGAUUAUCAGGGAGUUGUGGCGGCCGUCGACAAGGCCGGAAAGAACGAAGCCCAUGCGAGUCCUGGGCCGAAAAAGAGGCAGCACUCUGGGGGAGUUGAGUUGGCGCGCGCGCAGGGCGAAGCGGCGGCCGUAGCGGAGGAAGACUUUAUCACUGACUCGUCGUUCCUCGGCACGGUGGGCAACCUGACGUGGGAGAAGCUCGACCACCGCAUCAUGUUUUUGCACCAUAACGGCGUGAAGCCUGACUUUACGCACGUCCUUGAUGAGAAGUCGGGCUUUGUCGCGAAGAACGAGAAGGGCGAGUAUGUGCGGCUGUGGGGCGACCCGGGCUGGCUGCGGGACACCUUGGACCGCGAUGUCGAAAAGGAUCUCUGGGAGGACUCGAUGCGAGUUUACUGCCAGACAAAAUUAGAGAAGUUGGAGCGCAUACGGGAGGUGUGCGCGAGGAUGGGCAUGCUUUAUGCAAAGGUGUACUUUCGCCCAGCUUCGAAGCCGUGGCCGGGCCGAACAUGGCCAGUGCAAUGCAUCAACGCCGCAUCCUCGUUAGCAGCGCAUUACGCACCAAUGGCGAUCAAUGGCCAAUUGUCAAGACAGCACCAUACGCAACCGAGAUCAACCCUGAUCUCACUCGAGAAGGCGCUUUGCAAGAGGAUACAACAACAACACGCACUCGAACCAAGCAACACCUCUAGCUCUAUCUCCCCCAAAUACCACCGCCGACACGCCUCUACGGCCGCCGCAACCAUCACCACCACCACCACCACCCCGAGCCACGAGCAAACCCGAACCCGAAACCGAACCCCCCCCUCCUCCGCCACCGACGCCAUCACAACCGCCGCCGCCGCAGCAGCAGCAUCUGCGAACCCUCCUUCGACAACCCGCCCCCCACCGCUCAACCUCCCGACCCGCGCGACCCCCAGCAACGCCCCGCCCCCACCCUUCCUCUCCCCCGCCAACUUCUCCCACCUCUUCGCCACGGGAGUCGCCUACCUCAAGUUCUACAAGACCGGCCUCACAUCCAUCGCCACCAACACCCGGCUGCUGAACUCCACCAAGCCCACCACCGAAAGACCCCUCCUCCUCCCCCCCGAAGCUGGGGACCAUCACCAGCACCACACUCCCCAAAAGAGAAAUACCCAAUGUAAUGCCCCGACCCUCCCACGGCUCCAGACGGCACAGGCUCAUGCGCUUGCGCUGGCAGCAUGA